Indicator indicator is the source of this 2888-nucleotide messenger RNA. It is a transcript of the gene CASK, whose product is annotated as calcium/calmodulin dependent serine protein kinase. Gene Ontology annotation, molecular function: signaling receptor binding; ATP binding; protein kinase activity. Gene Ontology annotation, cellular component: plasma membrane; basolateral plasma membrane; cell-cell junction. Bases 1 to 2781 code for a protein of 926 amino acids. NCBI's taxonomy places the organism in Eukaryota, Metazoa, Chordata, Aves, Piciformes, Indicatoridae. The record is from RefSeq and is a predicted model, not a curated record. The transcript has 27 exons. Gene Ontology annotation, biological process: regulation of neurotransmitter secretion; protein phosphorylation.
AUGGCUGACGACGACGUGCUGUUCGAGGACGUGUACGAGCUCUGCGAGGUGAUCGGCAAGGGUCCCUUCAGCGUUGUGCGGAGAUGCAUCAACAGGGAAACAGGGCAACAGUUUGCUGUAAAGAUUGUCGAUGUAGCAAAAUUCACUUCAAGUCCUGGAUUAAGCACAGAAGAUCUGAAGAGAGAAGCCAGUAUUUGUCACAUGCUGAAACAUCCUCAUAUUGUUGAACUAUUGGAGACAUACAGCUCAGAUGGAAUGCUUUAUAUGGUCUUUGAGUUUAUGGAUGGAGCAGAUCUGUGUUUCGAAAUUGUGAAGAGAGCAGAUGCUGGAUUUGUGUACAGUGAGGCUGUAGCUAGUCAUUACAUGAGACAGAUACUGGAAGCUCUUCGUUACUGUCAUGAUAAUAAUAUAAUCCACAGGGAUGUGAAGCCACACUGUGUACUGCUUGCCUCAAAAGAGAAUUCAGCCCCAGUAAAGCUUGGUGGCUUCGGGGUAGCAAUUCAGUUAGGAGAGUCUGGGCUAGUUGCUGGAGGACGUGUAGGAACACCUCAUUUUAUGGCCCCAGAAGUGGUAAAAAGGGAGCCUUAUGGGAAGCCUGUAGAUGUUUGGGGUUGUGGUGUGAUCCUUUUUAUCCUGCUAAGUGGCUGCUUGCCUUUUUAUGGAACCAAGGAAAGAUUAUUUGAAGGCAUUAUUAAAGGAAAAUACAAGAUGAAUCCUAGGCAAUGGAGCCAUAUCUCUGAAAGUGCCAAAGAUCUGGUACGCCGCAUGCUUAUGUUGGAUCCAGCAGAAAGGAUAACAGUAUAUGAAGCACUGAAUCAUCCCUGGUUAAAGGAGAGAGAUCGCUAUGCAUACAAGAUUCAUCUUCCAGAAACAGUAGAACAAUUGAGAAAGUUCAAUGCAAGACGAAAACUAAAGGGGGCAGUACUAGCAGCUGUGUCAAGCCACAAAUUCAACUCCUUCUAUGGUGACCCCCCAGAAGAGCUGCCAGACUUCUCUGAAGACCCUACCUCCUCAGGACUUCUAGCAGCAGAAAGAGCAGUCUCACAGGUGCUGGACAGCCUGGAAGAAAUUCAUGCACUUACAGACUGCAGCGAAAAAGACUUAGAUUUUCUUCACAGUGUUUUCCAGGAUCAGCAUCUUCACACACUACUAGAUCUCUAUGACAAAAUAAACACAAAAUCUUCACCACAAAUCAGGAAUCCUCCAAGUGAUGCUGUACAGAGAGCCAAAGAGGUAUUGGAAGAAAUUUCAUGUUACCCAGAGAACAAUGAUGCAAAGGAGCUAAAGCGUAUUUUAACACAACCUCAUUUCAUGGCCUUACUUCAAACUCAUGAUGUAGUGGCACAUGAAGUUUACAGUGAUGAAGCGCUGAGGGUUACACCUCCUCCCACCUCUCCAUACUUAAACGGAGAUUCGCCAGAGAGCGCCAACGGCGACAUGGACAUGGAGAACGUAACACGAGUGCGACUGGUGCAGUUCCAGAAGAACACAGACGAACCAAUGGGAAUCACCUUAAAAAUGAAUGAGCUGAACCAUUGCAUUGUGGCAAGAAUUAUGCACGGAGGAAUGAUUCACCGGCAAGGUACGCUACAUGUAGGGGAUGAAAUCCGAGAAAUAAAUGGAAUCAGUGUGGCAAAUCAAACUGUAGAACAACUACAAAAAAUGCUUAGGGAAAUGCGUGGAAGUAUUACCUUUAAGAUUGUGCCAAGUUACCGCACGCAAUCUUCAUCUUGUGAGAGAGAUUCCCCCUCUACAUCCAGACAGUCCCCAGCUAAUGGUCAUAGCAGCACUAACAAUUCUGUUUCGGACUUGCCAUCGACAACACAACCAAAAGGACGACAGAUAUAUGUAAGAGCACAAUUUGAAUAUGAUCCAGCAAAGGAUGACCUCAUUCCUUGCAAAGAAGCUGGCAUCAGAUUCCGAGUUGGUGAUAUUAUCCAAAUCAUAAGCAAAGAUGAUCACAACUGGUGGCAGGGUAAACUUGAGAACUCAAAGAAUGGUACUGCAGGUCUUAUUCCUUCUCCUGAACUUCAAGAAUGGCGAGUUGCUUGUAUUGCCAUGGAGAAGACCAAACAGGAGCAACAGGCCAGCUGUACUUGGUUUGGAAAGAAAAAAAAGCAGUACAAAGACAAAUAUUUGGCAAAGCACAAUGCAGUGUUUGAUCAAUUAGAUCUCGUCACAUACGAAGAAGUAGUAAAACUGCCAGCAUUCAAAAGGAAAACACUAGUCUUACUAGGUGCACACGGUGUUGGAAGACGACACAUAAAGAACACACUCAUCACAAAACACCCGGACAGAUUUGCUUACCCCAUUCCCCACACAACCCGACCUCCAAAGAAAGAUGAAGAAAAUGGGAAAAAUUACUACUUUGUAUCACAUGACCAAAUGAUGCAGGAUAUAUCAAACAAUGAAUAUUUGGAAUAUGGCAGCCAUGAGGAUGCAAUGUAUGGGACAAAACUGGAAACAAUACGAAAGAUCCAUGAGCAGGGACUAAUUGCAAUACUUGAUGUAGAACCUCAGGCAUUGAAGGUCCUGAGAACUGCAGAGUUUGCUCCUUUUGUUGUUUUUAUUGCUGCACCUACAAUCACCCCAGGCAUUAAUGAGGAUGAAUCUCUUCAGCGCCUGCAGAAGGAGUCUGAAAUCUUACAAAGAACAUAUGCACACUACUUUGACCUAACAAUUAUCAACAAUGAAAUUGAUGAAACUAUCAGGCACCUGGAGGAAGCCAUCGAGCUUGUGUGUACAGCCUCACAGUGGGUCCCGGUCUCCUGGGUCUACUAGAGCAGUCCUGAGAGAAUCGAAAAAUAAAAACAAAAAACAAAUCUGUUAUUACUGGGAACCACCUCAUACUUGGAAAACCUCUUCGUUAUUGACCUUGUGUCAACAGG